AUGUGGAAGAACCCGUUCGGCUUUCCAGGGUUACUAAUUCAGGUCAUUUCUUUUACUAGAGGACCAGUAUUCUUCUCAGCGGCAAUCUACAUCACUCUAUCAGUAACGAUAGAGCAACUAGCCCCUAAGCUUUCUAUCAUCAAGCUAGUGUUAAGCCAAGGAUACCGAAACUCCACUAUCAUCACCAAUCAAAGGCUUUUCAUUAGCCUGGAAGGAGUUCUCGUUCUAGUUGCUGUUUUCACGCUCAUCAUAGCGCCCCCAGGUCGCAUGUUCAGGGCUGCCGAUGAAAACUCAUCUGGGCCAGAAUCUCCGUCUGUUGGAAAAUGA
Messenger RNA from Akanthomyces muscarius, 327 nucleotides. RefSeq lists its product as uncharacterized. The coding region runs from base 1 to 327 and encodes 108 amino acids. The record is from RefSeq and is a predicted model, not a curated record. NCBI's taxonomy places the organism in Eukaryota, Fungi, Ascomycota, Sordariomycetes, Hypocreales, Cordycipitaceae. Gene Ontology annotation, cellular component: plasma membrane; fungal-type vacuole. The transcript is spliced from 4 exons.